Culex quinquefasciatus (southern house mosquito) is the source of this 470-nucleotide messenger RNA. RefSeq names its product histone H2B. Gene Ontology annotation, cellular component: nucleosome. The record is from RefSeq and is a predicted model, not a curated record. The coding region runs from base 30 to 419 and encodes 129 amino acids. Gene Ontology annotation, molecular function: DNA binding; structural constituent of chromatin; protein heterodimerization activity. Lineage: Eukaryota; Metazoa; Arthropoda; Insecta; Diptera; Culicidae. The transcript has a single exon.
ACUAUCGAACUAUCUAAGCAUUCGUAACAAUGGCACCACCGAAAUCUAGUGGAAAGGCUGCAGCGGUCAGCAAGUCCAGCGGCAAGGCGUCCAAGAACAUCGUCAAGGGCGACAAGAAGGCCAAGAAGAAGACCAAGCGUAAGGAGAGCUACGCCAUCUACAUCUACAAGGUUCUGAAGCAGGUCCAUCCGGACACCGGAAUCUCGUCGAAGGCGAUGAGCAUCAUGAACAGCUUCGUGAACGAUAUCUUCGAGCGGAUUGCUGCCGAGGCGUCCCGAUUGGCGCAGUACAACAAGCGGUCUACGAUCACGUCCCGCGAGAUCCAGACCGCCGUUCGUCUGCUGCUGCCCGGGGAGUUGGCCAAGCACGCCGUGUCCGAGGGCACCAAGGCGGUCACCAAGUACACUAGCUCCAAGUAAAUGGUGCUGACGACUUCGUAAGCAGACAGUUAAAAAAACGGCCCUUUUAAG